Oncorhynchus gorbuscha (pink salmon) is the source of this 2075-nucleotide messenger RNA. RefSeq lists its product as uncharacterized. Gene Ontology annotation, cellular component: membrane; extracellular region. Lineage: Eukaryota; Metazoa; Chordata; Actinopteri; Salmoniformes; Salmonidae. Gene Ontology annotation, molecular function: lipid binding. The coding region runs from base 177 to 2018 and encodes 613 amino acids. Gene Ontology annotation, biological process: lipid transport; lipoprotein metabolic process. The transcript has 11 exons. The record is from RefSeq and is a predicted model, not a curated record.
GCAGUGAGAGCACACCUAUUUGACAUCACAAAGGCAUAGGUGACAAAGAGAGAGGCAGAGACAUCAUUAUCAUCCAUUCCACAACAGGUGUAAGAGCAUAAACAUGCAUGAGAGAGAAGUGUAAGGGGAGAGACUCAAAGGGAGGGAAAGACUGAAGGUGAGACGAGGCUGAAAGCAUGACAACGCCUCCUAUACCCCCCAGGAAGUCAUUCUUGGUGAAGUCGUCUACAGUCACCGGGUCCUAUGACCUACCAUCCUUACAGGACGAUUCAGACAACCAAGAGGAAAACGCAUCAACGACCUCCAAUCAGACUGGCUCCCUAACGGACUAUCAGAGCCCCCGUUUGAGCCCCCGUCCUGUUCGCCGCCCUCCAGUUCCUCCCAAGACCCAUGGCACUCUUCUAAGCCCCUCUCCAACUGCAAGCGGGGACUAUAACAAUGUUGAUCGAUCUAAACUUGGAAUGACUGAGAAGGCCUUAGAUGUAUGUGGCAAAAAUAAGCCCUCCCCUCCUCCUCUCCCAAGGCCUGUGAGACCCUCUCGGUCCCCCAUGAUGUCCCGCUCCUCUUCAGAGUAUGAGAGGACUCUACCUGAAAUGCACCUAUUACAACCUCAGGAUUCCAUAGAACGAAAGCACAGUCAAUCCCCUCGCCCUGCUCGACCCCCAGCUCGACCCAAAUCUGAAACCCAGUCCUUGUAUGGGGGCUAUGACGUCAAUAGGGCCCAGAGUCCGAGGCCCUCAAACACAGACAAUAAGAGGUCGCCUCACCCUUCACGUCCUCCUCCACGGCCAGGAGGGCCCCCCUCCCACACCCUGUCCCGUUCCCCCUCAGGGAUCGAAACAACGACCACACAACUCCAACCCCUGCUGCAGCCCACCAACGCAAAAGGAGGAUAUCCGCCUGCUCGUCCUCAACUCCCGCCCCCACCCUCGUUCACCCCCCCACCACCACCUGUAAAUAAACCACCACUGUCGUAUCGACCUACCACCAAAUUCCACUCAGAGUCAGUCUACAGCGAGGUCAGCGAGGUUCAGGACCAAUUAUCUUAUCUAGAAGUACUGCCUGAUGAGAACACAUUCCAGUUCAACCCAUCUAGCAGUGUCGACAAAACACAGGCAGCACCACAGUUCCAACCUGGUCAACGUUAUCAGAACUAUCAAUUCAAUAAGGAAGCAGAGCAGGAAUUUGAAAAUCUAAUGAGGUGGAUGAAGAGAGUUGGAUGCUGGGAAAACAUGCCUCCUUCAUUUCAUGGCCUCAGUCUAGAGGAUGAAACUAGGGAGUUCAGCCAGAGGUGCCUCUAUGUGAAAAAUGGCCUCCGUCUGUUCAACUGCCUCCUAAUGAAGCGUAGCGAUACCCUGCGAGGCCACAUCACAGAGCUCAACGACCUUGCCGAGAAGCUGGACAAAGUACAGAAGAAAACCAAAACCAUGAGCAUCGCAGGGGGCACCACGGGCGUAAUAGGAGGGGUGGUGGCCAUUGUGGGCAUUGUCCUCGCCCCCAUAACCAUGGGUGCCUCCCUCAUAGGGACGGCAGUUGGGGCGGGCAUGGUGGCUUCGGGUACUGGGAUGGGCAUCAAAGCGAACAUGGACAACAACAAAAUCAACUCUGUGGACAGAAAGAGGCUGGAGGAGGUGGUACAGAAGUACACAGCUGAGAUAGCAGACGUGGAGUUGUGUCUUUGCUUCAUCCACAGUGGGAUGGCUGAGCUGAGGCGGUAUAACUUCCACAGGCUCCAGCAUGCUGAUCCUGAGGCCCUGCGGAUAGCCAGGGUGGUGGAGGCAGUGCAUCCUGGGUGUAAUAAGUCCCAACAGUUGGGCAUGAAGUCUAAGAGGAUCCUGCAAGGAUUUGCGAGAGACAUGGACCUGUAUUAUACUGACAAGGACGGCCAGAGGCUGAAAACGGGCUCUGAGACUAAGUUUGCCACCAGGAUCCGUGAUGUGACCCAAGAGCUACAGGAGGAGCUCAAUGAACUGCACCAAGUGUGGCAGACCUUCUUUCUAGCAGCCAGUAGAUUUUGAGGUGUGUGCCUGCCGUGGUUAUUGCAGUAAAGGUAUGGCAAUAUUUUGGACACAUGC